AUGUGUGGGGAUCUGGUGAAUGUCUCCUGCCUGCCGCAGUGAGAGAAUUACCCUCACUUCUCUCUAUUUCUCCCGGGAGUGACGUCGUUAGGCAGUACUUAGUGGCGGAGUAGCGGUGGUUUUGCCUGGGGGCCUCGACUAUGAUCAGAUCAGAUGAGCCCCUCUGAAUCCUGUUACACUCUGGCUUAGAGAAGACAGUGGAGAGAAGAAGAGGGAGUCAGAGUUCCAUGUGGCUAUCUUCCAUCAACCCCCCUGCCCAUUCCCCUCCAAGAAAAAGGAGUCAGUUGCAGAGUGGAGGAAAACACAAGACUGUGAAAGAAAACAAGAAAACGUCAAAAGACUCAUCUUGAAGGAGGGAGAGAAACACAAACUGGGCGAGAGGAGGGGCUGCCUCAGCCAUGGGCAAACAGAACAGCAAGCUACGGCCGGAGGUGUUGAAUGACCUGCGCGAGAACACAGAGUUCACUGAUCACGAGCUCCAGGAGUGGUACAGAGGCUUCCUAAAAGACUGCCCCACGGGCCACCUGACUGUGGAUGAGUUCAAGAAGAUCUAUGCCAACUUCUUCCCGUACGGGGACGCCUCCAAAUUUUCCGAGCACGUCUUCCGCACGUUCGACACCAACGCAGACGGGACGAUAGACUUCAGGGAGUUCAUCAUUGCGCUGAGCGUAACGUCACGAGGCAAGCUGGAGCAGAAGCUCAAGUGGGCCUUCAGCAUGUACGACCUGGAUGGGAACGGAUACAUCAGCCGCGCGGAGAUGCUGGAGAUCGUACAGGCCAUCUACAAAAUGGUGUCCUCGGUCAUGAAGAUGCCAGAAGACGAGUCCACACCUGAGAAGAGGACAGACAAGAUCUUCAGACAGAUGGACUCAAACAACGACGGUAGGCUGUCCCUGGAGGAAUUCAUCAAAGGUGCCAAGAGUGACCCGUCAAUAGUCCGCCUGUUACAGUGUGACCCCAGCAGUGCCAGUCAGUUCUGAACACACACACACACACACACUACUUUUAAGCCCACUGUCACAUGACUAAUAUUAUAUAAAUAUUGUAAUUAUCAUCACUGUUGUUUUGAAGAUGGUUUGAUUUGUACUGUGACAGUUCCAUUUCAAUCCAUAGGAAGAUGUUUAUAAAAUGUAAUCAUUUUCAUAUUGUAUUUCCCUGUAAAUGUAAUAUGUGUCCACAUGUUUUGGUCCAUAAGUAUGUUUUAGUAUCCUGAUAGUGUUUGUUGCGCAACAAUGACAUCUAGAAUGAAGUGAAGUAUUGCAUAUGCUGUAUCAAGCCCCUGAGAAAGGCCCAAGGCCCCUGAGAAAGGCCCAAGGCCCCUGAGAAAGGCCCAAGGCCCUUGAGAAAGGCCCAAGGCCCUUGAGAAAGGCCCAAGGCACCUGAGAAAGGCCCAAGCCCCUGAGAAAGGCCCAAGGCACCUGAGAAAGGCCCAAGCCCCUGAGAAAGGCCCAAGCCCCUUGAGAAAUGCCCAAGGCCCCUGAGAAAGGCCCAAGCCCCUGAGAAAGGCCCAAGCCCCUGAGAAAGGCCCAAGGCACCUGAGAAAGGCCCAAGGCACCUGAGAAAGGCCCAAGGCACCUGAGAAAGGCCCAAGGCACCUGAGAAAGGCCCAAGGCACCUGAGAAAGGCCCAAGGCACUUGAGAAAGGCCCAAGGCACCUGAGAAAGGCCCAAGGCACCUGAGAAAGGCCCAAGGCCCUUGAGAAAGGCCCAAGGCCCUUGAGAAAGGCCCAAGGCACCUGAGAAAGGCCCAAGCCCCUGAGAAAGGCCCAAGGCACCUGAGAAAGGCCCAAGCCCCUGAGAAAGGCCCAAGCCCCUUGAGAAAUGCCCAAGGCCCCUGAGAAAGGCCCAAGCCCCUGAGAAAGGCCCAAGCCCCUGAGAAAGGCCCAAGGCACCUGAGAAAGGCCCAAGGCACCUGAGAAAGGCCCAAGGCACCUGAGAAAGGCCCAAGGCACCUGAGAAAGGCCCAAGGCACCUGAGAAAGGCCCAAGGCACUUGAGAAAGGCCCAAGGCACCUGAGAAAGGCCCAAGGCACCUGAGAAAGGCCCAAGGCACCUGAGAAAGGCCCAAGGCACCUGAGAAAGACACAAGGCACCUGAGAAAGGCCCAAGGCACCUGAGAAAAACUUACAAGACUCUUUGAUGCCAGAUAACUAUAAAUGUGAUAUUUAUUCUGUUUAAUUGCAAAAACAUUUUUGUUAAAUUCAUAUGGUUAAAUUCACCAUAAGUUAGGUUUUAGGCCCUGUGCCUUUGAAUGUGUGGCUAACUGAUACAACCCACUUCCGCUAGCAUUGCUAGAUUCUCAAAAAAAAAAAUGCUAGCCAGGAGAAUCUGGACAUUGCUUAACAAACAGC
Oncorhynchus mykiss (rainbow trout) is the source of this 2349-nucleotide messenger RNA. Its product is annotated as hippocalcin-like protein 1. Gene Ontology annotation, molecular function: calcium ion binding. Lineage: Eukaryota; Metazoa; Chordata; Actinopteri; Salmoniformes; Salmonidae. The record is from RefSeq and is a predicted model, not a curated record.